This is a messenger RNA of Plasmodium relictum, 6180 nucleotides long. Its product is annotated as conserved Plasmodium protein, unknown function. The transcript is spliced from 6 exons. The record is from RefSeq and is a predicted model, not a curated record. Lineage: Eukaryota; Apicomplexa; Aconoidasida; Haemosporida; Plasmodiidae. Bases 1 to 6180 code for a protein of 2059 amino acids.
AUGAGUUUGUUGAAUAGCUAUAAUAUAAAUGUAGGAAAUUCUACUGAUAAUUUGCUAAGGAAAAUAAAACAUAACAUAAAAACACUGAAAAAAAAAGAUAUCGUGAACAAUAUCGAAUAUUAUAUAUGCAUUUUGUCAAAUAUUAAUUUAAAAUAUGUAUACAAUAAAAAUUAUAAAUUAACUUAUUUGGUUUUAAAAUUAUUGGUAGAAAAUGGAUUAAGUAUAGAAACUAUUAUAAUAGAUAAAAUUUUAUCAUUAUUAAAUUUAAAAUAUAUUUUAGAAAAAAAUAAUAAAGUCAAAAUCACAACUAUUAAUAAAAUAUUACAUCUAAUUAAUAAAAAUGAAAAAAUUAAUUUAAAUACUAAUAAUUUAUUUAACAUAUUGAAUGAUACUAUUAUUUUAUUGAUAGAUAUUUUCUAUGAUAGCAGAAUAUAUUGCAAUGAAAGUCAAGUUGAUUAUACUUUAAGUAUUGGUAAAAAUGAGAAAGAUGAGAAUAUAGAAAAUAAGGAAAAUGAAGAAGAAAAAGAGGAAGAAGAAUUACUAUUUAAUUCAGAAAAAAAUAAAAAACGUAAAAAAGAUAAAGAAUUACUUAAUGUUGAUAAAAAAAAUAAAGAUAUGUUUAAAUUAUCUAAUGAUCUUAAAUUUAAUAAAAAAAGAAAAAAAGAAAACAAUGAUGUUGAAUUAAAUGAUUCCAAUUAUGCAAUAAACAAUAUUAUUAAAAUACAUGAUUUGGUGAAUUAUAUAAAUAAUAUUUUUUACUUAUAUUUUAAGAAUUUUAAAAUUUUAAACAAUGAUAUAAAAAUAUAUGCUUUCUUUAAUAAUUUAUUUGCAUUAUAUUGUUAUUCAUAUGAUUACAUUCAAAAAAUAAGACAUUUAUCAAAUGAUGAUGAAAAUUAUACUAAUUAUUAUAACACUGUUAAUGAUUUAUGCAUUUUAAAAAAUAAUAUAAAAAGAUUCACUAUUUUAUGCAUAGAAAAUAUUUGUAUACAAUAUUUUAAGAAUAUAUACAAUUCUUAUAGAAAAAGCAAUGAUAUAUUAAAAAUGAAUUAUUUAUUUUUUCACUUUUCUGAUAAUAAUAAAAUAUUAGAAAUAAUAUAUGUAAUUUUAAAUAAAAUAUCAAAUGAUAAUCCUUGUUUUAAUUUUGAUUUUCAGAAUAAUAAGAUGAAUUGUUCAUUUUCUCUAAAUAAGAACAAAAAAGAAAAGUUAGAAUAUUAUUUUAAAAAUGAUAAUGAUUUAAAUAAUAAAUAUAAAUUUUUAAAUAUUGUUAAGGUAAAAGGAAGUAUAAAAAUUUUGUUAAUAAUUAUUAAAUAUUUUAUUAUGAAAUAUAAUGCGUCAAAUUUUAAGUAUAUUCAAAAUUUUAUUUUAUUUUUUAUGUUAAUACCACAUUUCGAAUUGUCCAUUUAUAAUAAUUCAGUGAAAAAUGAAUAUUUAAAAUUAUUUGAUUUUAAUUAUUUAAAAAAUGAGAAAUAUACACAGGAUUUACAUAAUAAAUAUGUGAAAGAAGAGAAGAUAAAAAUAAAAAUGAAUAAAGAAAAAAAAAAAAAAAAAGAUAAAAAUGAUAAGGAUGCAAAUAAAGAUAAAGUAGAAUCAGAAGAAUAUUGGGAUGAAGGUGAAGUAUAUGUAGACGAAGAUAUUGAUAUAGAAAAAGACAUUGAAACAAAUUAUAAUAAAACAAAUGAAAUAUGUUAUAAAAAAAUGAAUAUUAAAGUACCAUAUUCAUCUUGUAUUUUUCCUGAAGUUAUUGAUUUAAAUAAUGACAAAGAAGUAUUUAGUAAUUUGCAUAUUUUAAUAGAAUAUUCCAAAUUUAUUUAUAGAUGUUUAAAUUAUUUAAAUAAUAAAAAUAAUAUAAAAAAGGAUUCAUUCUUAUUUAUUAAUUUGGCAUACUUUGUAAAAUAUAUUUUUGACUGCUCAACAAAUGCAUAUUUCUUACUUUCGGACAAAAAUAAAAGCGUAAUAAAAGAAUGCAAAGAAAAUAAUGUUUUUGAAAAAUAUUCUCAUUUUAAAAAUAAUUAUGAAAAAAUUUAUAUAAAGGGAAAACCACACUUAUUAUUAUAUAAUUCUAAACUAAAGAAUGUUUUCAGCACAUGCAUCAAUAAAAAUAAUGAUAAUUUAAUUCACCUAUUUUGUAUAUCCAAUAAAAGAACAAAUAUUUAUAUAUAUUUAAAUUAUUUAAUAUAUGCAAAUCAACUUAAUUUAAUUAAUAUUUUAAAUUUUGAUAUAAAACCAUGUAAUUUUAUAUUUUCUACACUUUUCUCAUUUAUUAAAAGAAUUAAUUUUGAUUUUAAAUAUUCUAAUUUAAAUAUUUUUACUAAUUAUUAUAUACAUAAUUUUAGCGAUCACAUAAUUAAGAAUAUUUUAUAUAUAUAUAUAAAUAUAUUUGAUUUGAAUCAUUUUUUAAGAUUUAUACACAACUUUAUAGGAAUUAAGAAAUUAUCACAUUUAAGAAUAAUUAAUUUUUUAUUGAAUCCUAUUUUUAUAAAUGUUUUUAAAGAUAAUAUGAAUAAAUUAAUGGAUAUGUCUACCAAUUUUUGUACUUAUUUUAUUGAAUUAUAUGAAUUCCACAUAAAUGAAUUUAAUAUAUUGCUAGAUAAAAUUCUUUCAUGUAUAAAAAAUAACUUUUUGUCAAAUUCUAGUAAGUGCUUUCAAAUUCAGAGUAAUGAAAAUAAUAAUUUAGUACAAAUGAAAGAUGAAAAUUGUUCUAUAUCACAGUUAGUACAAAUUUAUCAGGUUAUGUUUGUUAAUAUUGAAACAUUAGAAUAUAUUUUAUGCUGUUUUUUAAAAUCAAUAUAUAAGAAUAAUAUAAGCAAUAGCUUUUUAAUGUACAUUCAAAAAAUAGCAAAGUUGUAUUUAAAAAAAAAAAAAAAUAUAAUUAUUUUUCAUGAACAAAUAAAAGGAAAUUUUCUUAAUACUAAAUAUUACAAUAUUUAUUAUAGUGUAUAUAUUUUUUAUUUUUUCAAUUACACUAUAUCUAGAUUAGCUGCAUAUGCAAUAUUAAAUAGUCAAGGAAAAACUGAAAAAUUAAAAAAAAAAGUUCAUUUAAUAAUAUCAUUACUUGAAAAUAAUUUUUUAAAUAUUGAAUUGACAUAUGAUCAGUGUAUUGAAUUAGAUUCUAUAUAUAAAUUUUUUGACUUGUUACAGAUGAUAUUAGAAACAUUAUUUUUUUAUAUUUAUUUUGCUGAAUUCCAUUUAUUAGAUAAAUGUAAGUUGAUUGAAUAUUUCAAGCAAAUUAAUAAUAUUUUGAAAAAAAACUCAUUAGAAGAUUAUUCUUAUGUAAUGAAAAAGAGAAUUUGUAAACACAUCACAAAUUUUUUUUUAUGUAAUUAUAGUUUUAUCAUGAAGAUAUUUAAUGAUAAUGAGGAAAUUGAAAAUAUUUACAUAGAGUUAAUAAAAAUUCUAUUUAUUGAUAUUAAUAUAAUAAAAAACGAGCAUAAUUAUAACUUCUUUUUUGAAUUUUUUUUUAAUAUACAAAAGAAUGCAAAACUUACUGAUCUAUUUGGUGAGUUAUUUACGCUACAUUUUAUUUUAAUAAUAAAUGAUUUAGAGAAUGAUUUAAAAGAAAAAAAGGAAUUGAUAGUCAAGGAAAAUAUAUAUACAAAAAACGUAAUAAGUGAAGAAAUAAGUUUAACUGACUAUGCAAAUAUAUUAAUUGAAAAAAACAAUGAUUUUAUUUGUAAUAAUAACUGGUAUGAGAUAUUUAAUUUAAGUAAAAAAAUGAUUUUUAGAAAUAACUUAUUAGAUAACUAUGAAAAUGUAAUGAUUGAAGUUUUUUCUGAAAAUGCAAAUCAUAGAUUUCCUUCAUAUAUGUGUAAUAAUUAUAAUUGUAACAUAAACUUAGAUAUAUGUAUUUUAAGUAAGUUAUUUAUAUUAUUUAAUAAUAUAGGGAAUAUGCAAGAGAAGUUAUAUACUAUACUAUGUAAAAUAUUUGAAAAUUUUAAUAUUUACAACAUAUAUUAUGAACAUAUUUUAAUAAAUAUUUUAUUGUGCUUUAUUAAGAAUUUGCAAUCCAUAGAGAAAAGAAAGGUAAACAUUUCUAUUUUUAUAAAAUUUUCCUUUAAUAUUUUAAAAAAGCAAAAGGAGUAUUUUGCUAGUAAGAAAUGCUUAAAUAAUAAAAACCUUUUCGUUCUUAAAUUGUUUUUUCACGUAUUUUUUAUUUUUAUAAAUAUUUAUAAAAAUGAGGAAAAUGAUGAUAAUAAUCUAUUAAAAAAUACAAAAGAGGAUACAGAAUUAAAGAAUAGUGAAAUAAAGAAAAAUAAUUUGAACAGAGAAUAUGAACAAAAGGAAAAUAAUGAAAAACAAUUUCACAAAAAUAUAAAUACAAAAAUUAAAAAUGAAAAAAUGAAAAUUUGUUUUAUUUUUUUUAUCAAGUAUUUUUUAGUAACUCAUAAUAUUUUAGUAAGAGAUGAAAAAAGUUGUGAUAUAGAUGAUGAAAAUAUUUCUUACUUGAUAAAUCAUAUAAAUAUUCGUAAUGAUAAUGAUAAUCAUGACAAUAAACAUAACAGUUCUAUAAAUGUAGAAAAAAUUAAUAGCAAAAAAUUAAUAAAAGAAAUGAGAAAUUUUGUAAAAAAUUUACUCGUUAGUAACCAAAAUGAUGAUAUUAUAGUAAAAAUUAAUUUCUUUUAUUUGGAAUUGAUAGAAUAUAUUUUUUUUUCCUUUUUUCUUGGCAAAAAUUUUAAGAAGAAUUGUAAUAAUAAAAUUAUUAUCAAAAUAAUUAAUAUUUUUAAAAAAAUUAAGGUUGAGAAACUGUUUGGUCAAGUAAAUGAGAAAUGUAAAAUCUUUCUUUAUAGUAUUCUUAUUUUAAAAAUUUUUAAUAUAAAAAAAAAGAAAAAAAAUUCUCAAAAUGUAGAAUACUAUAAAGAUAAAGAAACUUUUGAAAGUCCUAGUUUUCAAAAUAAUAAUGAAAAUUUAGAAAAUAUUGAAAAGGAAAAAAGCGAAACAAAAAUUAAUAUUAUAAAUAAACAAAAAUUAAUUUUAUUUUUCAAAUUAUUAUCUCUUAAUUUAAGCAGUGUUUGUAAUUUCAAAGAAGAAAUAAAUGGAAAAAGUUCCACAAUUAUUUAUGAUUUCAUUUUUCAUUAUAACAAAAUUCUGAUAGAAACUAAUAAAAAAGAAUCUAUUUAUAUCUGUUUAAAAUAUAAGGAUACCAUAAAAAAAAUUAUUAGCUUAUUAAAUUUUACCGUAGAAGAUGUGGUAUAUAUUUUGAAAUAUGUUGAUAAAGAAAUCAAUAAGAUAUAUGAAGAAAAAGAUAUUAAAAAAUUUUUAUUUUAUUCAAAUAUACAUAUAAUAACAUUAAUUUAUAUUGUUUCUAAUAAUAAACAAUUUUUAUCUCAUAUAAUUCUUAUAAAACAAAAAUCAGACAAUUGUUUACAUUUUAUUAACUUAUAUUUUCAUUUAAUUAAAUAUAUACAGUUAUAUUUAGAAAAUUUACAAAUAUCUAAAAAUAUGGAAGCUUCUUUUCUUUUAUUUCAUCUUAUUUAUAAAUUAUCACAACUUUUCAACUUUUUUUUUGUUAAAUUAAAAUAUGCUUCUACAGAUAACAGAUAUUCCACUUUUCUUCUCUUUGCAAGUGACUAUUGCAAUUUUUUAAUCAAAAUAAUGGAUAUAUUAAAAAAAAAAAUACUAAAAAGUAAUGAUAACAAAGAAAUAAUAUUAAGCAACAACUUUGUAACUCACUUUUUCAUUUUAAAUAAUUCUAAUUUAUUCGAGAAGAAGAAAUUUUAUUUAUAUUUACUUAGUCACCAACUUUUUACAAUACUUUAUGAAUUUUUUAAUAUAAAAAAAAACGAAAAAAUAAUUAAAACAAAAAAAACAGUUGUUGAAGUUAUUAAGAAAAGUGCAUAUGUUAUAAAAUAUUUAUGCUCAUACUUAGAUUCUGUUCUAUAUCUUGAUAACAAAAUAAAUAAAAUAUUAUUAAGAAAUGUUAAUUUUUUUAUGAGUUUUAUAAAAAAUAAUAAGAAUACACUUAAGUUGUCAAAAAUAGCAUUUCCCGUUUUAAUUAAAAUUAUAGAUAUUUAUGAAAUAAUUUCUAAAAAUAAUUCAAUAAGUGAAGAAGAAUACGAAGAAAAACAGAUUCUUAAAAAUAUUUUUCAAAUAGGUUUAUCUAUACUUGAAGGUAGCUCUAUUCAAUUUUGCUAUUCGUUGUUAAAUGAAAAAAAAAAAGAAAUUUUUAAUGUUCUGUCUAAUUAA